Messenger RNA from Diachasma alloeum, 7599 nucleotides. RefSeq lists its product as uncharacterized. NCBI's taxonomy places the organism in Eukaryota, Metazoa, Arthropoda, Insecta, Hymenoptera, Braconidae. The record is from RefSeq and is a predicted model, not a curated record. Bases 1 to 7599 code for a protein of 2532 amino acids. The transcript has 4 exons.
AUGGUGAAGCCAAAGGACGGAAGAGUGGCCCCGAGUCAUCGGGAGUGGUUGCGAGAGCUUGCUGACUGUGACAAGGUCAUCUCGGAUGAGGAAGCUGAGGCGUUUGGUCGAAUUCCGGGUGAAGGGAGAGUGGAGAGUGAGGAUGAGGCCGACGAGGAGCUCGAGGCCGAACGCACGCGGUUGAAUAACAUUCUCGGACUCCCAGCUGACACCUAUUCUCUUACCAAAAUCAAAAUAACUCUGCCCGAGUCGGCGAAUUAUGGGGUCAAGUCCGGGAUUAUUCAUAUGAAUAUGAAGAUCUUUUCGCCGUUUUCGAGAGGUCUUCAAGGCGGUGCGAUAGCAAUCGCAGCAUUCGCAACGACGAGCCUGCAGAAGCCCCGCCUGUGGAACGAAUCCGUGAUCGAUCAGAUAAUUGAGGACGGUGAUACAUACUUCUGCGAUUCCUACAGAGAUAUAAAGACCGCCAAUCGCCGGACACUGACUGUUCUCCAGCUCAAGAAGUCCUUAGUCAUCCAACGGAGCCACAACGCCCUGGUAACCAUCGAUGAUGCAGCAUACACCGGGACCUUUCGCUCGGUGAAACCCACCGAGAUGCACCUGGUCAAGGCUCUCGAGCUCUUCUUCAAGAGUUAUGACUCUGGAGUGCUCGUUUCACCGGUCCUGAGCAUCUCCAUUUGGAGGGAUGGGAGGAGUUUCAAUGUUUUUGACGGUCAACCGCGGGAUAAGAAUCUGAUACCGGAUGACCAGGGCUCUGCUAAAUUGAUCACUCUUCAGAAUCUGAAUGGAGUGUUUUUUGUGAUUCUGGAGAAGAGCAGUGUUAAGAAUGAAUACUUUGUUCUUUAUCCAAUCGGCGUCAGGGCGAUCAUGAGACUCACAGGAGACGAGGAUGAAGAUGUCAAAAAAUUCUUGGGACCCCCCCAAAGACGUCCAAGCGGUUACAUAAUCCAAGGAACCUUCCGAGCGCUCGUCCGAGGCUCCUUCCACCUGAAGCACCCCAGCAUCCCGCCAGACCUCCAAGGUCGCACUCACCUCAUCAUCGCAAUCGCGGCCCUGGUCUACUCCCGGUUGAUCCCCGCCGCCAAGUGGAGCACCCCCAUACUGGACCUCAUCAUCAACCAAUCCCACAUCUACUUCGUGGAUCUCGUCAGGGUACUCGAGAAAAAGUUUGACGACAGCUUCUCAUUAAACAUAGCAGACCUCCUCAGUGAUUUUUUCUUCGGCGUCUACGGAGCAAAAGUGAAAGUCUGGGAAAAUGUGGUCCCCGGUCAAGCGAAAAAGGGGAAAACAACGAUUGACUCGGGACUCCGUGAUUUCUUCAAGGUCAACGACUUGGGAAUUCUCGAGGUGAAGAGAAUGUUUUUCGCAGUGUGGAAGGACGGCGGGAAGUUCUACUUUCUGGACCCGUUCGGUUGUGAUGCGGAAGGGUUCAGGGUUGACCCGAGUGAUGCGGAGGAGCAGGUCAAGUACGAGACGGCAGCUGCUUGCGUAACAAUGAACAGUUCCAUCAACGAACUCAUGGAGGUGAUCCUGGAGAACACUGGGAACACCGAGAAGGAUCCGUUCUUCUUGCAUGGAGUCCAGGUGCUCUACGUGAAAACUCAAUCAUCUGUCGAUGCUCCAGGAGGGACUGUUGUCUUCCGGGAGAAGAAGACGAACCGAAGACCUCUUCCUCCCGCACCUCCUGAAAAACCAUCAGAUCACUGCGUGGUUAAGCCGGACAUGAUUCCCAGGGCGAGACCAGACGACGAGAAGAUAAGAAGCGUCGAGAGCCAGUUUCCAGAGCCCAUGACCAACGUAGAAGACUUCAUGAAGACGGACGAAGAAUUGAUCCUGAUACUGACGGGUGACAACGAAGACUUCAAGAACAUGAAGUUCUACAAUAUAGUGAACCCUCGAAGAAUUAUCCUCCAAGCAUCGAAGAACUGCUUGUCUGAGGAAUUUAGCGAGACCGCACGCGGCCGUCAGUGUUUGUCAAUCGCCCUGGCGGUCAUGGCGUUCGCCAAGAUCAAACCUCCCUCAAAAUGGAGGAGCACCGAUCUAGAUUAUCUACUCGCAGCUGGGGACAAAGCCCAUAACGAUCUAGUCAAUUGGAUCCAGAAGGGAAGUCCAAAGCUGAAGGAGGAGUCCGAGGAUGUUGAUGAUGAUGAAGAGGACGAGGAAGACGAAGAGGAGGAAGACGAGGAUGAAGAAGACGAAGAGGAAGAUAGAAAACCAUUGGGGAAAGCUCCAAGCCACAUAGACGUUUCGAUGCUUCCGCCGCGAAUUAAAUUCGGAGAUUACGACGUGAAGUUUUCCAGCAGAAUGUCGAUAUCUGAAGGGGACGCCGACCCCAUGGUGAACCUGGGUGAAGCCCUCGAUCGUUACUUCAUGAAAUACGACGAGCUGAUACUCGAGAACAAGCGAUUGAUAUACGCGAUCUGGAAGUCCAAUGGCAAUUACUUUAUCUUCAAUCCUUACGGGGGUGACGAGGAAGGCUGGAGACUGAGAGGACAUCCAGGGAGUCUCGUCGUGACCGAUUGUAUAAACGAGCUGGUCGACCUACUCCACGGGAUCCUCGAGUUCAACGACCGCAAGUUCUCCCUGCAUUUCGUUCAUAUCGAGUCAGUGGGUCCUGGGAAUAAAUACAAAUCCCCGGUUGAGAUAGAGCAGCCUCGGGAUGACGUGGAGAAGUAUCAGACUGUCUUUCUUCCUCUGACGGACGCGGACGUGGCCGCACUGAGACCAGAACCGAAGGAAUCCGCAGUGGAAGAUGAUGUUUCGGAAGAUGAAGAAGACGAAGAAGACGACGAGGAAGACGCGGAUGAAGACGAAGAGGAAGAUGAGAACGCCGACGAAGGUGACGAUGAAGGCGAGGAGGGUGAGGAAAAACUGGAAGAAGCCGUCGAGGAAGCGCCCUUGGUGGACCCCCUGAUGGAGGUUCCCGAGCAGGAUCGGCCAGACGCACCAGGACAGCUCAACCUCUUCCUUCUGACCACAAACGUAAAGCUAGAGGACGAAGAGAUUGAUCAGAAUGCGAAGGAGGCUCUGGAGUACGAACGCCUGAAGUACAAUCACCCACCGCCUUACGUUCUGCCCCCGAAGAGGAUCCUCGCGAUGCUCUUAGCCGCUAAGAAAGCCACCAAGUCCAUUCCCUCGCUCGUUUCCUGCUUCUCCAUAGAUUCCAGAUUAGCCGUCAAGACAGACCUACCACCUGUUGACGCUACCAACGUCCCAGUAAUUGAGUCUCCAUCAACCGAGAGUAAUUCAAAAUUAAUUAAACUCCCACCAAAGAAGUAUCUCUUCUCCAGAGUUCCGCCGAUUGGCUUUACGCCACUCAGGGCCAUCAAUGAAAAAUUCAUUCACGAUGAAAGAGUGGAUGAGAAAAUGGAGGAAGAGUGUCGGGGUAAAAAAUUAAAAGCGACAACGUCGGAGAGUUUCUACUUGACGGAGGUGCCUGAAGUGCCGGGGGGCGUGAGAAUUACCCCGUCAAUUAUUCCACUUGGACCGGUUAUAAUGACACCCACACCGAAAAUCAAAGUCAAGCCGUGUGUUGGUGGGGAGAAGCGGCAGUGUCGAUUAUCGGAGGUGGAGAGGCAGAAUUUGAAUUUGGAGAAAAUUGCUUGUUACACUGAGGAUAUCCUGUUCGAUAUGAUAUUUCCGAUGUUGAAGUUUAGUGAACGGACUGAAGGCGAAGAAUCUGAAGUAGAAACCGGAGAAUCCGAAGGAGGAAAGGAAAACACCAUAGACCUCCAAGAAAACCCCUCCGAGUUUUCCCCUCAACAAGAGCCUCAAGAAACUCCAGCCGAUGCUCCCCAAGAAGUUCAAAGAGUCCCGCAAACAAUUGGCCUCCAAUACGUCAACGAAUCCCUCUCCAUCCUCCGUGCGAACAGCCGUUUGGAGCCCCCCGAGACCCUCGAAGACCACCACCUGAACGUUUCCUACUUCGCAGCGAUCCUCUGCAUCCUCGCGAAGAUCAAAAUGGACGUCAACGACCUCCCUAACACCCUCUUGGACGAGAUCGUCCUCCUCUCCGAGAAGAUGCAGACGAAGACCGGAAGCCUACGCUACAAGCUCUCCCGCAUCUUCCGGAACAUCGAGUUCCUAGGAGUAAAAUUCAACGUGAUUUUGAAACAAACAGCUUACGCAGAUCCUGAGAACUUCGAAAACGACGAAUUAUCGACGAGACUUGAAGCCUACCUCACCAGCCACUCCACGGGGAUAUUGCUCUUCAGUACUGGAUCUUUCGCGUUUUGGUACGCGAACGGUAACUACUACCUGUUCGACCCUUACCCCUGCGACGAAGAUGGUCAGCGGGACAACACCGGCACCUGCUGUCUCCUAGAAUUCUCCUCAAUCGAGGAUAUGAUCACAAAAAUCCGCGAGAAUUCAGGAGUCUCUCCGAGCCAGCCGUACAGGAUCCACACCUUAUGCAUAACCCACAUGGAGGAGAUAAAACAGAAGAAAACGGCGAGACCCUCCCGUAAAAAAUGUAGAACCGAGGAACUCGCGGAGAGUCCAUUAGAAAUCGACGAGCCGGAGAUGUCGCCGUCAGUCAACCCGAGCGUUUCCUUAAUCGAAUUGAAGGAUUGGCUUUCUGAUCGUCACCCGAAGCCGCCUCCCUUCGACUCGACCUAUCAAACAUUCAGGGCGCUGAAUAAUUUCAACGCGUCAGCCCUGGAAGUUUCCGUUGUGGUGAACGACAUCACGCGUCCAAAUCUCCCGCCAUUCAAGACAACAAGAGUGUCAAGGUCGUCGGAGGAGCCACCGCGUAGGAAGCCGUUCGACAGAAAGUUCAACGAACACUCCAUCAUCCUCGAGCCGAUCGAUCUCUGCACAAUAGCGUGGGCCUGCAUCCGCGAUCCGACAGAGUGGGGAACAAGAACAAUCAGAGGCAUCUACGAAGCCAGUCAAGACCUGACGUUCGACAGUUUACUAGCAGCCGAAGACUCCACGGUGUCUGGCAUGAUUGACGGAUUGCUAACUGACUUCGACGUCGCCAACUAUCGAUUCCACGCGGUAUUCGCACCGAUCCACGUGGGGAGACUCUACGCGACGGAAGGGUGGAACCUGUCGAUGUCACUGAAGAAGAUAUUUGACACUCCGAUCUACUCUGGGGCCGUGGUCCUCUGCGGAAGGGCUCACAUUGGCGUCAUGAAGAGACAGGACCGGUUCUACGGAUGGUGGGGAGUUGCCGGGACGAAAAACCUGAGGAUCAUAACUUCGAACUCGUUCGAGGACUUCCUGAAGCUGUUGGUGAUGGAGAUUGAUGAGCCUGGGGAGGUGGAGUUCCAGAUGCGCGUCGUCACGAUUUCCUACGCCAAGAAGAUGGAUCCGGAUUGUGAUGACCUGAAGGGACUUCACGAGUCUGGAGUGACGUCGUCCCUUCCUCAAAUUUACCGGAGGGAUGGGGAACCUUAUGAUUUAGAAGAGAUGUUCAGGCCGACGGUGCUCUCGUCAGGGCCCCUCUUCAUCCCCGGGACGGUGGCGAUCGAUCACAGGGACUUGAUCAUAGAACCUGCGUUGAAACGCUGUUACUUUGUGGCUGUCAUCGUCCUCAUGGUGAAGCGGGACGUAAUGCAGAGUCCUAUGGCCUCCAUGAUCGACAAGAUCCUCCAGGUCGCUGAUAACUUAUACCGGGAAUUCGACACCCCGAAGUACCACAUCGAACACAUCCUUAGAAACAUCACCAUCAUGAACAGGAUCUUCGACUUCAGGGACGUAGCUUCAGGAUUGUUCACCUUCACCGAGAACCACGCGACCGGCCAGACCGAUUUUUACGCUCUAGUGAAGACAGAACUGAAGAGACACUUCAAGAAGCAUAAUGACGGAAUCCUGCACUUCACGAACUGCUGCUACGGCUUCUGGUAUUCCAGGGCAACAGGUUGCUACUACUACCUGGACCCUUACCCCUGUAACCCAAAAGGAAGAAGAGUGUCGCGUAACGGGAGUGCUUGCCUCUGCGUAUUCCCGAGCGUCUGCCAGAUGGUCAAGCAGAUGUUGUCCAACAGGUUCGAAGACACCACGGGUUUCUUCAUCCAUCGUCUUCACGUGGAGUCCAUCAAUGCAGUGCCAUCUCCGGAGUUCCAGGAGGACCCCAUGUGGGUGUAUUUGGACUACCACUGGAGCUCCCAUCACGCCGCGAAGCCCCUCUCCUCCCCCACGAAAAAGAAGAGGAAGAAAAGUAAGAAGAAUAGAGAAGACAUCUGCAAAGAGCAGACAGCUGAAGUCCCCGAGAAGACUUCCUGGAACAACUACACUAUCGAAGUUCCUCAGUUGAUCUACUCCCUCUGGGGAACUCUGGGAGCCUACGGCAGCCAUUUUGGGGAGCGCGCGGGAAGGAAUCAGGCCGCCAUUUGCAUCGCUGUUCUCGCCAUGCAGCACCUCUGCCACCCGUCUAGGUGGAGCUCCGGGAUUUUGGACUCGGCAGUCAACUGCGGGGACAGUUAUCACACAGACAGUCUGAAGAACGCAGCGCGGCGGGCGUCUAAGUACUCUAAUAUCUUUAAUCUUCAGCCCUGCUUCAAAGUCUUCCCGCAUAUCUGGAAGAUCGAGUUCCUUCCGUCGAUGUGUGGAACGCUGUAUGGAGGGAGGGGAAGACUGACCCUCGCCAGUGUUCUCAAACUAGCAUUCGGGGAGUCCAAGAACAUCGUGCUCAAGUGUGGGAAGAUAACACUGGGGUUAUUGUCCUCGGAGGAUGGGUUUUACGCUGCGGAUCCCUGCUGGACGGGUCCGCCAUUGUUUCUGAGCAACCGCGGCGCCAUCUACGUCCUCAGAUGCAGCAACUUCAAUACUCUGGUCUACGCGAUAGUGAAAAUGAUCAAUUCUAAUCAGAGGCUUGAGUUUUCCCUAACUCCGGUCAUCUUCGAGUUCAAACAGGAAGUUUGCCGGUCUUCAGACGAGAAGAGACAUGUCGAAAGGAGGAGAAUCGUGAUGGACGCCGUGGGCGUGAGGCCGGGGCUCGCUCACGGCCCGCUGCUUCCGGUCUGUGGCGCAACGACUGCUAAUGAUGAGGAUGAUUACGAGAAGUAUCGCAGGAAUAUUGAAGUCGGGAUUAAAUACGGGGAGAGGUUGGAGAACCCCGUGGCGCCCUCUCCGCUUCCUUGUUUGGAGAGAGACAACGCGCGGAAUGUCUUCAUCAGCUCGAGAUGGAAGAGGUAUAGGGGAGUUUCCAAGCCCAGAGUCCGCGGUUCUCCAGCGGUCGAUCCGAGGAUCGCGAAACAGUUGGUUUCGUCUUCGACCUCUGAAGAAUCCUUCGCGGAGAUUCUGGAAGCCUGCGAUCGUUAUCCGAAGACUCUUGACUUUGUCGCGGAUAAACACUUCGAGUCGUCGAUGAAGAGAUUGACGCGGAAGAGGAUAAGACCGGAGGCGCCGUUGACCAGACCCUUGGAUUGUCUGCCCCCGAGGGAAUUCAUCAUGAAGAGGAGUAAGAGGGAGUUUAAGAAGCGCACGGCAGAAAUGGCGGAUGAGGUCUUCAAGAUCUAUAAACAUCGGGUGAGGGAAGACGCAUCGGGGGCUAGUGGAGGGGAGACUGAAGGAGUCGAGGAGAGCGAUGGCGGGGAGGAGACUGAGGGAGAGGAUGGCGAGGCUGAGGAAACUGAUGCUACGGAGACUGAGGGAUAA